AUGGCGAGUAAUCAAAAUCGAUAUCGGUUGGAUAAAUACUCUGGAAGAAAGUACCAGCCACCGCUUCUAGAAUUUCUACAAAUACAAAACUACGUCUUCGCUUUGGUCAACAAUGCUAAGAAAAUCUUGAUCGAAGAGGAAAUGAACAAGAACAAACUUCAAGAAAGUGCGAAGAGAGACCAGGGAGAAGGUUCCGAAGAACCUCGUGAGAAUGACAAGGGAGAAAAUGAAACGAAAUCUCUUGACGAAGAAAGCGUGGAUAAAAGUCUCCAUGAUGAACCUCUUCCUGGCUUCCGUAAUGAAAGUUGUGACGAUCAAUUUAUUAAAGCAGAAAGCGAAUGUCCUGAUGCUGGAGAGCUGGACAAUGAAACUGAUCACCAACUUUCGUUGCUGACCACUCCUGAACUUAUCGUUGCACUUUGCCGUGAGGGAGGACAAACUGAAUUACCGACGGUUGAAAGUGAAACGAAAAUUACCGGCGAGAAAGAAUCCGUCGAUGACCUCAGUGGCAAUGACUGUGUUCAAUCCUGUAGUCAGACCUGGCUCAGUGUGGAAGAGAUAAACGUUUGCGACGUACCGGCUGCUGAGGCUGACACCACCCAGGUGUUGAGUGCCGCCGCGCCUUCAUAUCUCGAGAAGCCUCAGUCUGACUUCGAAAGUGCUUUGCCAUUGAAGCAGGAAUUUACUACUGAUCCAGUGGUCAGUGAGAAGACAAUCUCUCGUAAUUCAGAUGUUAUAAUUCCUGAAAUGAACAGUAUUCAAGAUACAGGAAAUACUGGCGACGAGAGUGAAUUAACCGACGGUGAAAGGUCUCCAGUCGUUCCUCACGUAUAUGCAAAAGUUUUCAUAUCAAACCAAAACGAUGAUGAUGACGAUUAUUACAAAGACAGGCAUAACGUUGUCGUUUCUGGAAAUGUCAUGAAAUCACCAACCCCAGGAAGGUCUGAGAAAUGUCAAAUCGAAGAUCAUGAAGACCAUUUUGAGGAACUUGUUGUAACAAGUAGCAGUGGUUUUAUGACAAAGAAAAACAGGAAAUAUGUUACCUGCAAAAAAGAAAAAGAGAAUGCCAGCACGAGUGAGGUGGCAGAUAAGAAAACUAAGACUAAGAACAAGAGUGUUAAAGCAGAUAAAAAGGGGAAAAGAAAAUUUCGUCAAAGACUUCGUGAUUUAUUCUGCUGCUGUCUUGGUCAUUCAGAAAGAGGACAUGAUUAG
This is a messenger RNA of Dendronephthya gigantea, 1212 nucleotides long. RefSeq lists its product as uncharacterized. The coding region runs from base 1 to 1212 and encodes 403 amino acids. The transcript has 4 exons. The record is from RefSeq and is a predicted model, not a curated record. NCBI's taxonomy places the organism in Eukaryota, Metazoa, Cnidaria, Anthozoa, Malacalcyonacea, Nephtheidae.